Striga hermonthica is the source of this 444-nucleotide messenger RNA. The record is from the annotation of a GenBank genome assembly. Lineage: Eukaryota; Viridiplantae; Streptophyta; Magnoliopsida; Lamiales; Orobanchaceae.
GUUUAGUGAAGUCCCUUAAAGCAAUCAAUGCUGCAUCUUGGCAUGAGGUGUUUCUUGGGCUUUGGAUGGCUGCUCUACGCCUUGUUCAGAGAGAGAGGGAUCCUAUUGAGGGACCCUUGCCUCGGCUGGACACUCGUCUGAGCAUGUUACUGUCAAUUACGACCCUCGUGGCCGUGGAUCUCGUCGAGGAAGAGGAAUGUGUUUCGACGGAUAAAAUUGAAUAUGAUUCUGGGAUUGAACAUCGCGUUCCCGGCAAAAGGCGCAUGGAUUUGAUUUUCAGUGUCCAGAAUCUGCAUGGCUACCAGAGCUUGCUGGCCCCACCUCAGACAGUCAUAUCCGCUGCCAAUCAGGCGGCCACUAAAGCAAUGAUGUUUGUGUCGGGCAUCAAUGUUGGCAAUUCUUACUUUGAGUGCAUAAGCUCGAUGGAUAUGCCGAUUAACUGCU